GUGUGGUUGUAGAUGUUGAUUUUUGCUGUGCCUGGUAGCGCUGAGUGGAACUGGGCUGAAGUCUGUCGACUGCAGCUGAAGUAAAGACUCAUGGAAGCGCUUGUCAUGACAGAGUCUAUUUUUUCUAGGCUUAAGUGGCAGAGCUUUAAGAGAGGACUGGAUUAAUAUGGAAAGUGAAAGCAGCAUCAGAAUCCCCAAGCAGGAACUGGCUGUGUGUCAUCGGGGCCUCUGAUGCUUUGGCAGUCAUGACUGCCCUUAUCUGGAUGCUCACAUGGCUGCCUCAGGUCCUCACAACUAUGAGUGAACUGCCCCAGCCUGUGAACCUCACCCUGACAUCCAGUCACUUCACUCAUGUGUUGAAAUGGCAGCCCGGACCAGGAACACCCAGUGGGGUGUACUUCAAUGUCACCAUUAACACAGAAAAGGGAACAUCCUGGACACCAGUGGCUGGCUGCAAACGUGUCCAGUACCCACUGGUUUGCAACCUCACAGAUGCUUUCCAUGACCCAAGUGAAGUCUACUUUGUUCGGGUUGUAGCCAGGAAAGAAGCACAGACAUCAAAACCAGUGACUCACCCAGCAUUUAAACCCAUCACAGAUGCUCAGCUGGAUAUGCCACUGCUAAGUGUUACAUCCUGUGGCAGCGACCUGUGUGUGGAUCUUAAUCCUCCCAUGGAACAGCUAAGGGAGGUCUAUGGCACUCUUCAUUACAAACUCAAGAUCCAGAGAAGUGGUGCCGAUGGAGCUACGUUCUUCAAAGACAUUCAGUCUCUCAGAAGACAGGUUUUACAGGAGCUGACCCCUGGUAGAGAGUACUGUGUCUCAGUCCGCAUCUCAUUGAAUCUGGAGUCUAAGGAGUUCAACUACAGUCAGCCUGUUUGUGCUGCCACACCUGGCAACCACAGUGCAGACCGGUGGCUCUCAGCUGUGUUCUGUGUUUUCCUGAUGUUUAUUGUGAUCAUUGUGGUCCUGCUGCUGAUCAUUUGUUUCAUCAUUCUGAGAAGGAGACCUCUACCACUAGUACUGUCAUCCAUCCUUCACUCAGAGGAGACUCUGGUCGUCCUGCCGUGGAGCGUGUCCCUGCUGUCCCUGUUGAGUGUUAAGCCAACGCUGCCCUCUGCAGGUGAAAAGAGGAGCAAUCCCUGUCCGGAUGAGAGUGAGACUGAAAGUGAAACAGACGACAGUGACGGGGCCAGAGAUUAUAAACUGCAGGCAGAGACUAACCUCGUAUCCUCCUCUUCAUCUUCAUCCUCUCUGUCGGCUCCUUUUCCCUCAGAGCCUGACCCACAGCUUAAAAUCUCCUCCAACCAAAGCCCAGACUUCAGUCUACAGUCCAGUGGGGGAGUGAAACAGACAAUGAACAGUCACACACACAAUGACAGUGUGACAAUAGCAUUAAUUGUGUCGGAUAAGCAGGAGAUGGAGGUGGACAGUCAGGAUGUUAACCUGCUCACGCUAACCUUUGCCAUUCAUGAAGAGGAAGAGGCGGAGCCUCCUCUUCACCUGACAGACAUUGAGUGUCACUCUGCAGAGGAGGAGUUCACCCCCACUCCAAAUCAACCCUCGCAAACUUUGGACUCCAAGGAAGUUGCUGUAGAAUCAGUUUCCCUCUCUGCUGAUGAGGAAGAGGAGGAGUCUGGAUACAUGGGUCGUCCAUGUACAUAUGUUUUAAAAAAUGUAUUAUAGGAAUAUGGGCCUUUUUUUAUGAUAAUGUGUUUUCUAGACAACGACCAGUAUUAGUGUAACGAGUCUAGAAACUGAGCGCCAAUGUUUUUAUAUACUGUUGUAAGUGUCA
Messenger RNA from Solea solea (common sole), 1794 nucleotides. Its product is annotated as interferon alpha/beta receptor 2-like. The transcript is spliced from 8 exons. Gene Ontology annotation, cellular component: membrane. Gene Ontology annotation, molecular function: protein binding. Gene Ontology annotation, biological process: blood coagulation. Lineage: Eukaryota; Metazoa; Chordata; Actinopteri; Pleuronectiformes; Soleidae. Bases 246 to 1685 code for a protein of 479 amino acids. The record is from RefSeq and is a predicted model, not a curated record.